AUGUUUGACUUUAUGCGAAAGAAGAAAGACGGUACUGGACACGCUCAGGAUGCUGGGUCAGAGUCCAGCACCAACGUCUCUAAGACAAAGAGUGGCUUGCGCCGUCAUUCUCUGAUGCAAGUGGAGGAAUUAUUCUCGAAACGAUCUCGAAAUUCGAGCCCAUCACGCGAAGCGGAGCGUUCUGCUGAUCAUCUUAUGAGACCGUCUCAUUCUAGAGCACGAGCAUCGUCGUGCUCUGCCGUCUCAUCGUUGGAUAUUCGCAAUCCAUUUCGCGAUCAAGCAGGCGAUUCGGUGACGGCUCCGAGCCAGAGCGAUUUGACAAUGGCGGAAACAAUAUCAUAUUAUGGACCGCCGGCGGAAAAUUUGCGUUACGUCGUCAGUCGCGCACCUGUGAUCGUCAACCCACAGCCAGAUAGCGCAGAGAUCUUCUUUGCUGAGGAUAUUGCGCAGUCCGAAAGGGAUUAUUCCCUAAAUCCAAAUCUUGUCACCGAUGUUCCGUCUUCAAAAGCUGAAGAUGGUCAUUCGUUGCCUCUGAACGAAGGGAAUCCGGAGCAGGCGAAGCGAGAGAUGGCUUCCGCUGCUCUAGCGCGACCGACGGAUUACUUGCAGGUCAAGAUUCCAGUCAGUCUCAUGAGUCCCCCACUAUCCAACAAUCAUCGUCACUUAUGGGCCAGAAUCUAG
Molecule: messenger RNA, 681 nt
Organism: Fibroporia radiculosa
Lineage: Eukaryota; Fungi; Basidiomycota; Agaricomycetes; Polyporales; Fibroporiaceae
Exons: 5
Coding region: 1-681 (226 amino acids)
Source: RefSeq, a predicted model, not a curated record